Messenger RNA from Hevea brasiliensis (rubber tree), 2631 nucleotides. Its product is annotated as protein SUPPRESSOR OF GENE SILENCING 3. Gene Ontology annotation, biological process: regulatory ncRNA-mediated gene silencing; defense response to virus. Lineage: Eukaryota; Viridiplantae; Streptophyta; Magnoliopsida; Malpighiales; Euphorbiaceae. The transcript has 5 exons. The coding region runs from base 47 to 2416 and encodes 789 amino acids. The record is from RefSeq and is a predicted model, not a curated record.
GAAAAGAGAUCAGACUAAAACAACCCACAAAGAUUGAUUUUGAAAAAUGGAAAUAGCCCAAGCCUUUGAUCUUUUUCCUCUAAAUGAUGCCCACUUCCGACCUUUCUUGGGCAAAAAUGAAGAAGAUGAGACUAUGCUACUCUUAGAUGCUGCAUUUGCAGAAGAAUUGCAGUUCCAGGAGGCUUUGAAGGCCUCUCUGAUCACUUGUCAAAUGCCAACUUCUGGGACAAGUGCCAAGCCAUCGGUUCAUGUGGAAGUAAGAGGAGAAUCCUCUAUGGGUUUCUGCGAAAAUUGCCUGGGGAAAAAAGAAAAUGAUCAGCUGAUCAAGAAUGGGAACUGUCGUCACCCAAUUUGCUUGGAAUGUAUAAGCAAGCAUGUGGAGGCAAAGAUCAAAUUGGGCAUGAAGACUUUUACAUGUCCAGGCUUAAACUGUGAAUGUGUCUUACAAUUGGAGACAUUUAAGAAUGUUCUCUCGAAGGAUGUGCUCAACCUGUGGGAAAAGGCACUGUCUAGGCAGCUGGUUCCAAAACUUACUUGCAGAAAAGGAUUGUAUGCGAAGACAGGUUCAGAAAAUGGCAAUGGAAAGCAUUUCACUGCUGGAACCAGUAAAAUCCUAUCACCACCAGAGGUGAAAAAAAUUGUGCAGUUUAGUCACCACAUAGCAGGUACUAAUGAUUCUGCAGAGGCUGAUAACGAGCAGAUAGUUCCUAAAAGGAAGUAUGAGGAGACAACUUCAAGCAAUGUGCCAAAUAAAUUUCUUUUGCCGCUCAGAGAGGUUCGACCAGUGCUUCACCACAAAUAUAAUUCUCAUUCUGUAUUAUCAGUCAGCAGAGAAAACGAAGGGACCAAAUCAGCUUCUAGCAGUCUCAAGGACAUGCCUGCAAUAUUUGAUGAUAUCCCUCCUAUGGGACAAAGAUUGAAUAGGCAACAUAGUAAUGGUUCUAGUCCAUGGAAGGGUUCAGGAGAAGGCCAAGAAAAAGUUGCAGACGAUGUAGAGAAAUUUGAAACUGCUUUUUCUGGUGCUGCUACUGCUGCAGACACUGAUCAUGGUAGUGACUCUGAUACAUUGCCUGAUACUGAUGACUAUGAUUCCGAAGCAAGUCCAAGGAGCCCUGAGAGUUGCAAGAAGAGCAAGUGGUUCAAGAAAUUUCUUGAGGGAUUGGAAUAUUUGAGUGUAGAGGAGACCAAUGACCCAGCUAGACAGUGGCACUGUCCAGCAUGUCAAUAUGGUGCAGGUGCCAUCAAACAGUACUUAGGCCUGCAGAACCUGAUCAAGCAUGCCAAAACCAAAGGGUCGACAAGAGUGAGGCUCCACCAAGAGCUUGCACAACUGUUGGAAGAGAAGCUGCAUCAGGCAACUUCUGCUGCUCUAGGAGGUGAAGCAUGUGGUAAAUGGAAAGGUCUGAAAGAAGAAAAGAAGGAUCAUGAGAUAGUUUGGCCUCCUAUGGUUAUCAUUACAAAUACAUCGCACAAAAAGAACGAGUACAAUAAGUGGAUUGGUAUGACAACUCAACAGCUGCUGGACAUGUUCAGCACAGACGAUGCUGUUGUCAAGGUUCAACACUUCUACAAUUCAAAUGGACAUUGUGGGAGGAGUAUUUUGAUUUUUGAGAGCUCACUGAGGGGUUAUUUAGAAGCAGAGUUGCUGCAUAUGUAUUUUGCAGAGGAAGGAACAGGUAGAAAUGCUUGGAAUAGUCGGCCAGUCUACUUCCUACCCAGUGGGGAGCGCCAACUUUAUGGUUACAUGGCAGUGAAAGAAGAUGUGGACACCUUCAACCAGUACUAUUCGAAAGGAAAGCCUAAGCUAAAAUAUGAGAUGAGAUCCUACCAAGAAAUGGUGGUGAACAGAAUCAGGCAAAUGAGUAAAGACAACCUUCAGCUUCCCUGGUUGCAGAACAGAGUCGUUGAGCAACAAAAUCAUGCAAAAGACCUUGAAGAAUCCAAUGGCAUGUUGAAGGUGAAGCUAAACAACGUAACCAGGGAUAUGGAGAUCUUGAGACGAAAAGCCAAACAGCAGCAUGAGCAGGACACGGAAGAGAUGGAAUCUCUAGAGCAAUUUUACAAGGACCAAAUCAAAACCAUUCUUGAAGCAAGAAAAGAGAACGAUGGGGACUUUGAGAAUACACAGCAGAAGGAAGUGCAAGAAAAUGCAGAGCAAUCAAAUGCAAAUUCUUCAAACAGAAAUGAUUUCAUAAAGAACCCGGAGAAAGAAAAAGGAGGGGUGGCAGAGAGCCAUAAGCCAAUAAUACCAGAAGAGGUCGGUAGAGCUCCCAUUGCAAGGGAGGAGACAAUGUUCCCGGCAGUGAUGAGAAGGAGACUCCAACCCAUGCCAGUUCCUAGAGAUGAAAAACGCCUAGCGCACUUGGCAAAGGCAAGAGCCUCAAUUUUAAGGAGAGAGCUCAUCAUGGCAGACUAAUAAUGUCAAGUCUUAAACCAUUAGGUGUUCAACUGAUGAUUUGUGUAGUUUGCAAAUUGUAUUUGCGGUCGUGUUCUUAUUUAAAACCAAAAGAUAAUAUUAAUCUCUAUAUAAUUAUAUGUAUAUGUGAAUUUGUAUUGUGCUGCACCUGCAGUUGUAUCUCCCAAGUUUUGGAGUCCCUUCCCCCUUUUAAAGAAGCAUUGGAUUUGUUUUAA